UUCCGGCUCUGACCCAACAAUCCGGGGGGGCUGGCAGUGCCAGGGGCUGCCCCGGGGCAGGGUGCCCAGGAUGAUCGUGUCCCUGUGGCUGGCGUACAUCGCGGCACGGAAAGGCACCGGCGUGCACAUCCCCACCGACAGCGCACCGGAUGGCCCCGUGGUGGAGGUGGAUGCGUUGGCCACGGGUGAAGAGCUGCUCUCCAGGCUGUUCCAGAGGGUGCUGGAAAUCUGGGCAGAGCCCCAGGCGGAGCCCCAAGGAGAGCCACGGGCAGGACCACGGGCAGAGCCCCAGGCAGAGCCUGCAGCAGCUCCUCCAGCCUCCCAGCAAGCCGGUGGUCCAAGCCCCCAGGGUGAUGCUGACCGUGGGGUGCAGGCACCCGGGCAGGUCCUCGUGGAGGACAGGAUGAAGGUCCAGUACUUGAGGUGGAGCCAGACCCGUGUUCAUCGCGUCUCGAGCCUGCUGGAGGAUGAUCUGGUGGAGGACAGGAAGGAGCAAACUGAAAACGGCGUGUCCCAGGUGCUGCUCCAAGGCGUGCCGGACACCGUGAUGGAGGCCGUGAUGGAGGCCGUGACAGAGGCUGUGACAGAAGCUGUGAAGGACACCGGGAUGGACACCACGAGAGACACUGUGAUGGACACCAUGAUGGACACCGGGACGGACACUGGGCUGGACACCGAGACGGACACCGGAACAGACACCGGAACGGACACCGGGACAGACACCGGGAUGGACCCCGUGAUGGACCCCAUGAUGGACUCCACGCUGGACACCAAGACCCAGGUCCAGCUUCCCAGCGAGGACUAGGAGGUGCUGAGAUCAAAACUGCAGCAAGCAGGCCCAAGGGCAGGCGGUGAACAGCAUGGAGAGGCCAGGAGCCAGCAGGGCAGCGGCACAGGGACACCCUAAAUAAGUCCCUGUCCCAUGCAGGACUGGGACCUCCCUCCCCACCUCCAGAAGCAGGAGCUGUGGCUGUGCCAGGAGCAUGGAGCAGGAGCUGGGUGCCCGCAGACCCCCACUUUGCAUGUUACCGGGGAGUUCAUGAAUUAUGCAGCCACCACAGCAUGGCAGGAGAAAUCAGCUGCAACG
This is a messenger RNA of Cygnus olor (mute swan), 1087 nucleotides long. It is a transcript of the gene SPATA19, whose product is annotated as spermatogenesis associated 19. The record is from RefSeq and is a predicted model, not a curated record. The transcript is spliced from 7 exons. NCBI's taxonomy places the organism in Eukaryota, Metazoa, Chordata, Aves, Anseriformes, Anatidae. The coding region runs from base 71 to 805 and encodes 244 amino acids.